Aspergillus bombycis is the source of this 699-nucleotide messenger RNA. RefSeq lists its product as uncharacterized. The record is from RefSeq and is a predicted model, not a curated record. The coding region runs from base 1 to 699 and encodes 232 amino acids. The transcript has 2 exons. NCBI's taxonomy places the organism in Eukaryota, Fungi, Ascomycota, Eurotiomycetes, Eurotiales, Aspergillaceae.
AUGCUUCCCAAUUUUGUCCGAUCCUCCUUGGCCCUUCUGUUCUCCGUUUAUGCUCUCGCGGCCAAGCAGUGCUUUGCCCCUGAUGGAUCCAUUAUCAGCGACCAAAUAUAUCAGCCCUGCAUUCAGAUUGACGGGGUAGAAUCAAUGUGCUGUAAUCUCAACAGCACCACACCAGAUACAUGUCUUCCGAAUGGGUUAUGCUUAACCAGCCCGGCCAGCAUUUACCCCAGUACCCACUGGCGGGUGUUCUGUACAGAUCAGAACUGGAAUAGUCCGAACUGUUUAAACAACACAAUCUGUGAUGCUGCGCAUGCAGGAAAUUCCAAUUGGACUGCCCGUGUUUCCAAAUGUACAGACGGAACAUAUUGCUGUGGUCCGGAUCAGAAGUGCUGUUCCACGAAUACCUUCGCUCUCCAACCCACCCUGGUCGCGAUUGGAAAUACAUCAGACAAUAAGACCCACAUGCCCGAGUCGACGUCUACAAAGGUCGCCAUUGGAGUGGGAAUAGGAAUUCCAAUGGGGGUUCUGUCGGUUGCCACACUCGUGCUAGGCUACUGUUGGGGCAAAAAGAAGGCAGAAGCGCGGUACCAGUCCAUCCAGCAUGAUGCACAUGCACUACCACACAUUGAUACCACAAAACCGACACCAGUGUAUGAGGUGUCUGCUGUUCCGCGACGGCCGGCUGAGCUCUCUAGUUGA